This is a messenger RNA of Boeremia exigua, 777 nucleotides long. RefSeq lists its product as uncharacterized. The record is from RefSeq and is a predicted model, not a curated record. The transcript has 3 exons. Bases 1 to 777 code for a protein of 258 amino acids. Lineage: Eukaryota; Fungi; Ascomycota; Dothideomycetes; Pleosporales; Didymellaceae.
AUGUCCAACCAGCAACAACAUAAUGUUCGUCCGCCGCACGCUCAGCAAGGCCAGCGCAACGACCGUCCAGUUCAGAACCCAGCUUUGAGUGCGCAGCGCCUUCCUCCAGCUCACCAACCGAUACCAAGCGUCACCUGGAAUCCUCACCAGCAGGUUGCGAACGACCUGCAGAACUGGGCAGGCCAAACUCUGGUACCCUUCCUUCGGUCAAGGUUUACAGCUAUCGACCAGAACACAGGCCGUGUGUACACCAGCCAUAACUACGACCCAGACAUUAACAGGGCAAUCCGGUGGUCGGAGCACAUCGAUGCGUUCGACAAGCACCCAAAUCUGAUGGACGAACUGGUGUUGUAUCUCGCAAGACCCGAGCAGGCUGAUAAAACCAUGUCGAGCAUCGCUCAAGACCGCCGGCUGAUUACAAUCUUGCUCUACCGCCACUAUCAGCGGCAUGGUGGACUGGUUCUCCCGCCGACUGCUGAUGCGCGACAAGCGAUAGAUUACCACGCGAGUGCAAUCGAGAUAGCUUGCCAGCAAGGCGUACAGAAGCGGCAUCUUCCACGAGUGGUAUUUCCUAAUUGGACGUUUGGUACGGAGAGCGUUUCAACUCUUGGUAACUUCGCAGAUCUCACUGCUCGAGCUCGAGGAACACCGCAAGGUAGAAGCGACUCCAACGUUGAUACCUCCGGCAAUGUCAAAGGCUAUCGUGACGUUAGGUCAGGUGGCGCAGGCUUUGUUGGCGAGAAGAAACCGAGUCGCUUCUUUGGCAACCUGGCGUAG